Messenger RNA from Drosophila ficusphila, 896 nucleotides. RefSeq names its product serine protease 1-like. Gene Ontology annotation, molecular function: serine-type endopeptidase activity. Gene Ontology annotation, biological process: proteolysis. The transcript has a single exon. The record is from RefSeq and is a predicted model, not a curated record. NCBI's taxonomy places the organism in Eukaryota, Metazoa, Arthropoda, Insecta, Diptera, Drosophilidae. The coding region runs from base 1 to 810 and encodes 269 amino acids.
AUGAAACUGUUUCUGUUAACUCUUUCCGUGGCCUUGGCCCUGGUCUCCGGCUCCCCGACGGGACUUAACCGCACCCGGACCCUUCCCCAGGUGACUUUCUCCGAGGGCCCAGAGGGUCGCAUCGUGAACGGCUACCCAGCACCCGAGGGAAAGGCGCCCUACAUCGUCGGUCUGUUCCUCCGUACGGAUGGCAGCAACAGCGGUGCCGUUGGAGCUGGUACCAUCAUCAGCAACGAGUGGAUCCUGACCGCCGCCCACUGCCUGACCACCGACUACGUGGAGAUCCACUACGGAUCCAACUGGGGCUGGAACGGAGCCUACAGGCAGACCGUCCGCCGCGACAACUUCAUCAGCCACCCCGACUGGCCAUCCCAGGGAGGCCGGGACAUCGGUCUGAUCCGCACGCCCUACGUCGACUUCAACGGACUGAUCAACAAGAUCCCCCUGCCCAGCAUGAACGAGCAGAACGACCGCUACCAGGACACCUGGUGCGUGGCCUGCGGAUGGGGCGGCAUGGACAACGGCAACCUGGCCGACUGGCUGCAGUGCGUCGACGUGCAGAUCAUCAGCAACAGCGAGUGCAACCAGGCCUACGGAUCGGUGGCCAACACUGACAUGUGCACCCGCCACGCCGACGGAAAGUCCGUCUGCGGUGGAGACUCCGGUGGCCCCCUGGUUACACACGACAACCCUCGUCUCGUCGGCGUGAUCACCUUCGCCUCCGUGGGCUGCCACAACGGACCCUCUGGAUACACCCGUGUCUCUGACUACCUGGGAUGGAUCCGCGACCACACCGGCAUCUCCUACUAAUUUCCCGAGGAAUAGUUAAUGACAAUGUGGAGGAACCUUCUUCACUUUCAUUACUUUUUCUAAAUAAAUUUAUUUCAAAACUGCAA